AUGAGAGUGAGUCACAUAGAGAGUCGGAUUGAGCAGCAGCUCACUCUCAAAGAGUUAAUCGAUACUGCAAUAGACAGAUUGAUUAGAGUCGGAUAUGCAAAUAUCACUCCUCAGCGAGUAAAUGCAAGACUUGCAUCUCUUAAGGAGAGUUGGGAGAAAUUUUCCCUUGUUCACGACGCUAUCGGUUUAGCGAUUUCUAGAUUGAAUUCGGAAGACGCUACAUCUCUGUUAAGUCACUCAUAUUUCUCGGAAGGUUUCUUCUCUUCAACUCAUGAGAACUAUCUCGAAGCAGUGGAAAAAAUGAAUCUGCUGCUUGAACAGGAAACUGGAGUUACACACCGGAUGCCCUCGACUCCCAGUGGUUCUCAUACUUCAGCCACUCCUUCUUUUUUUCACCAUGCUCGACUUCCUCGAAUCGAUCUUCCUAAAUUCAAUGGUUCGCCAGCGGAUUGGUUGUCUUUCAAAGACUUAUUUAGUUCUCUUGUUGUAGACAAUCCUACUCUAACUUUAGUGGAGAGACUUCAAUAUCUGAAGACUAGUCUAACGGGAUCUGCAUCGCAUUUGUUAAAAAAUACCACACUCACUGCUGACAAUUUUCAAAAGGCGUGGGAUGCAUUGAUAGCCUUUUAUGAAAAUAAGCGGUUGUUGGUAAAUGCCGCCCUCCAUUCUUUACUCUCUCUCAAACGCAUGACACGGGAAUCAGCAGCUGAAAUGGAGCAACUUUAUACUAACGUCAUGCAGAUUUACCGCACUUUAGAGACACUAAAACGCCCAGUGCAAUCAUGGGACGAUUUCCUUGUCUUUAUUGCGGUACAACGUCUCGAUGCCGAAUCAGUGAAGGCAUGGGAGCACACGCUAGGAUUGUCAAAGGAACCUCCUACGUGGAAUCAGUUUAGCGAGUUCCUUGUUACUAGAUUGCUGUCGCUACAGGCUUUUGAAAAGUCGCGAAUGAGUAAACCUCAAAGCCAAGGUACUGUAAAAUCUCAUUUCCAGGGAAAAGGUAAGGAUAAUACCAAUAAAACGGUUUCUUGCGCAAUAUGUGGUUCUAAUCAUUAUGUGUCAAGCUGUCCGCAGUACACGUCUAAAACAGUUUUACAACGAUUAGCUAUAAUCAAUAAAUUCAAACUGUGUUUUAAUUGUUUGGGUUCCCAUCGUGCUGCAGUUUGCAGGAUCACUAAACGAUGUCAAAAAUGUGGACAUAAGCACCAUACUACGAUCCAUCAGACAAAACCCGUUGCCUCUGACCCUGGAACUAAUAAGUCGACUGACUCAUCUGAGAAAACUUCCAAGCCUUCAGAUGCUCACGUGCUUCAUUCUUCUAAAGAAAAAACGACAACCACGUCCGUCCUUCUCGCAACAGCUCAGGUUACAAUUGUAAAUUCCAGCGGAGAAACAGCAAAGGCAAGAGCAUUGGUCGAUCAAGGAUCGGAAAUAACUUUAAUCUCAGAACGCUUAGUUCAAUUAUUACGACUUCCUCGAGUUAAAUCCUCUAUCUCGUUAGUGGGAGUAGGCGCACAAAAAUCUAAUCAAACAAAGGGUUUAGUCUCUUUUCAAAUGAGGCCGCAUUUCAAAUCAAAAUCUGAAUACCGCGUUUCCGCACACAUUUUACACAAGCUAACAGGAUCAAUUCCCUCCAUCUCAACGGACAAGAAAAUGUGGCCUCACAUACAAAAUCUGCAGUUAGCUGACAAUGACUUUACCUCGCCGGAGCACAUUGAUCUUAUUUUAGGAGCGGAUGUCUAUGCUCAAAUUCUCGAAGAAGGAGUCAUGAAGGGAGAUGCAAAUUCACCAAUUGCUCAACGGACUUCUCUUGGAUGGAUUAUAUCUGGCCCUUCCGGUAUUAAUACAUUAUCUAACAAGGUACAAGGAUAUCAUAUUUCUCUCGAUAGUCAGCUUUAUGAAUUAAUUCAUCGGUUUUGGGAUGUUGAAGAAAUCCCAUCGAUUACUCCGUCACUUUUGUCCCCAGAAGAUUUAGAUUGCGAGCAACAUUUUUUGUCCACGCAUACGCGAGAUGAUCAAGGGCGUUAUAUUGUAAGACUUCCAUUCAAGCAUCCGCCGGAAAACCUUGGAGACUCCAAAUCAAAGGCUUUUCGAGUAAUUAAUGGUCUUUCCAGGAAAUUGGAAAGCGAUCCAGAAUACUCUACACUCUAUUUUGACUUUUUGAAAGAAUACGAGCAAAUGCAACACAUGACUCGCGUUCUCGAUUCCCAAUCAGAACCACCAAUAGCAUAUUAUCUUCCACAUCAUGGAGUCAAACGAGAAGGUAGUUCCACAACGAAAUUAAGAGUCGUCUUCAAUGGUUCGAGCCGUUCCUCUACAGGCUGGUCUCUAAAUGAUAUCCUUCACACUGGAGCAAAACUUCAAGUCGACCUACUCAAUGUCCUGCUUUGGUUUAGACAAUUUCGAUAUGUUUUUUCCUCUGAUGUGGAAAAAAUGUAUCGACAAAUCAAGAUACAUAAAGCGGAUUGGGACUUCCAACGUAUACUCUGGAUGGAUACUUUCAAUAAAAUCUCCACUUAUCAAUUAACCACAGUAACAUAUGGUUUAGCUUGCGCCCCGUUCUUAGCGCUCCGUUCGUUAGACCAAUUGAUUGCCGAUGAAGGUGCAAAAUUUCCUCUUGCAGUUCCAGUUCUACAAAGAGGACGUUAUGUAGAUGACAUUUUCGGAGGAGGUGACUUCAUUUCAGAAGCUCAAGAAAUUGCAAAACAAACCAAUCAACUCUGUAUGGCGGGCGGGUUUCCGCUCCACAAAUGGGUAAGCAAUAAUCCUGACGUCCUUCAAUCAAUACCAACUAACAAGCAAGAUGGUUCAUCGUCUUUUCAAAUCGAAGAUCAUACUAUGACUAAUGCUCUCGGACUGUGCUGGAAACCUUUAACAGACACUUUCCAUUUUACAAUGGAGUUGACAUCUACUUCAUUAAUUACUAAAAGAAGCGUUCUAUCGUCAAUUGCCAAGUUAUUCGACCCUCUCGGAUUAGUUUCUCCUGUUAUCAUUAAAGCCAAGAUUCUUAUGCAGGAGUUGUGGUCGAUUAAGCUGGGCUGGGACGAUCCGCUGCCUUUGGACGUAGCCACUAAAUGGAAGAAGUUUGUCGAACAGCUACAUGAUUUGCCUCAUUUAGAAUUCCCUCGUUGGUUAGGCACUCGAAAGGAUCAUGUUAUGGAAAUCCACGGCUUCUGUGAUGCUUCUCAACGUGCAAUGUGUGCAGCUGUUUAUAUUCGCGUAAUCUCGAAUUGCGGAGAGAUCACGACAAAUAUAGUCUAUUCUAAGACAAAAGUCGCGCCUUUAAAACGGCUAACUAUUCCACGUCUUGAGUUGUCUGGUGCUGUUAUACUCGUUAAACUGGUCACUCGCAUUCUUCUCGUGUGGAAAUUAGAAAGUCCAUCAAUAUACCUGUGGACAGAUUCUGCAUUAACCUAUACUUGGAUAAAUAAUCAUCCAUCGCGCUGGAAGGAUUAUAUUCACAAUAGAGUUUGUUUUAUUCAAGAAUCAUUGCCUCAUGCUAUUUGGAGAUUUGUACCCGGGACAGAAAAUCCAGCAGAUUGUGCCACACGCGGAUUAACACCGAAUCAGCUCUCGCAACACUCGACUUGGUGGACUGGACCACCUUGGCUUCAGUUAAGUCCUUCUUCAUGGCCUCAAACACCUCAAUCACCAAAGCAAGGAGAUAAUUUAGAGGAACGAGCACCUCAAGUUUCUGUUGCAACUCAAGUCAAAUCUACUGAACCUUGGACCUUAAUUGACCGAUAUUCGAGUAUUACACGGUUACUUAGAAUUACUGCAUGGUGCCGAAGAAGCGUUGCCCGGUUUCAACGAUCGUCAGACAAUUCAACAGGCCCAUUAACUACUCACGAAUUAGAAGCUUCCAAAAUUUAUUGGGUUAAGACGAUUCAGCAAUCACAUUUCCAACGGGAACUCUCGAUUCUUUCCAAGGGAGACGUUUUACCUAGAUCCAACUCACUCUUACGUCUUACACCUAUUAUGGAUUCACGCGGACUACUACGAACGACGGACGCAUUCAUUCAUCUCUUCUGUCUUAUGACGCAAAGCAUCCUUUAA
Messenger RNA from Vollenhovia emeryi, 4056 nucleotides. RefSeq lists its product as uncharacterized. The transcript has a single exon. The record is from RefSeq and is a predicted model, not a curated record. NCBI's taxonomy places the organism in Eukaryota, Metazoa, Arthropoda, Insecta, Hymenoptera, Formicidae. The coding region runs from base 1 to 4056 and encodes 1351 amino acids.